GGAGUCGCGGCCACCCGAUGCGUUUCCGGGUAGAACUUUGCACCAUAGGGUUUUCAAGGAAGUACAUUGCCAGGACUUUCUUCCAUGGGGCUGAGUGGAUUCAAACAGACAACCUAUCUGUUAGUAACGGAGUACAAAUGGUUUGUGCCACCCGCGGACCUUACACCUACAUAAUAUAUAAUCUCCUUAGCUUUUUAUUGGCGUAAACUCAUAUGCAGAGAAGUGUACCAAUUGACUAUUUCCAUGUAAUCAACACCCAAAUCAUAAGUGGAUCGUUACCAGCAUCCAGAAGGCCCUCUCCAGCUCCCUACUGGUUGCUACCCCUAACCCCAAAUGGAAUUACUAUCCUAACUUCUAACCCCAUAGAUUAGUUUUGUCUAUUUUUGUGCUUUACAUAAUAUAAUACCUACUAGUUUUGUCUUGUUGUAUUUACUCUCAUUAUGUGAGAUUCAAUCUUGUGUGUCCUUGUGGUUUGUUCAGUCUCAUUGUUGUCUAUUAUACAGUUAUUUAUCCAUUACACAGUUGUACAUCAUUUCUUUUUUUAACCAUUUUUUUUUAUUGUGGUAAGUAUAUUGGAAACCCUGGUGGCAUAGCAGUUAAGUGCUAUGGCUGCUAACCAAGAGGUUGGCAGUUCAAAUCUGCCAGGCACUCCUUGGAAACUCUAUGGCACAGUUCUACUCUGUCGUAUAGGGUAGCUGUGAGUCGGAAUCGACUCGACGGCAGUGGGUGUGGUUUUGGUUUUUGGGUAAGUAUAUUAGGAACAAAACAUUUGCUAUUUCAGCCAUCUUCAUGUGUUCAGUGGCAUUAAAUAUGCUUAUCAAGUUGUUCAACCAUCACCAUUCACUCUUUCCAAAUUUUUCCACCACCCUUAACAAAAGCUCAGUGUCCCUUAAGUGUCGUAUCUUCCUUUCACUCUCCCUUCUGCCUGCUCCUGGUAACACUAAUGAACUUUGAUCUCUAUACACUUGCCUAUUCUAGGUAUUUCACGUAAGUGGGAUCAUGCAAUUUUUGUCCUCUUGUGACUAAUCUCACUCAGCAUAAUGUUUUCAAAGCAUCCUGUCUUUUGUAUGUUUGGAAUAUUUCAUCAAGAAUAAUUUUUUUUCCUUUUUUAUUUGUGCUUUAAGUGAAAGUUAAGAAUAGUUUUUAAAAUAAACAAGCAGAUCUUAAUAAUGAAUAACACAUUACAAAGUAUUAGAACUGUAUGAAGAUGCGCCUUGAGAGAGUCCUGUCUGGGGCAGAGGCAUGAGUCAGUGACCCUUCAGGCCCCUGCUCUCCUUCUCCUUGAGUAAUAGCUUUAUACACUCAUAGCUUCAGGAGAGAUCUGUGAUGUGCCGUUCAACCACAGGGCAAGUCAUUUUAAAGCAUUUGUGGGGUGCUAGUUGGGUGCCCAGUCUUGUGCUGGGUCUCAUGUAGACAAACAUGAUGACUCAACUUCUUUGCUCAUGGUUGGUGUCUCUUAGGGUAGAAGAGAGACCACAGAAUGUCCCUCCAGACUGGUAACAGGUGGACAGCCAUGACCCCUUCUGUGCAGGCUUCUUAGCAUGGAGAGUCUUUGAUCUGAGUCCCUCAGCUAAGAUGGAGUCAGAGGGGUUAGGAGGUCAUUUGCAGAACAGCCUAGACUGGGUCCUUCUCCUUUUCCCCCUCAGGACCAAGAGGCAGUUGUCACUUUUUCCCCAGUGGACAGGCAGCUGGACUUUAUCUCCCCAGCAUUCUCAUCACCACCAGAGGCCCAUGUCAUUCCAGUCCAGGGACUGUGGGCCUUUAUCUAGUCUCUGUUUCCUCCCUGGCAACAUCAGGUCCCACAGCAAGAGAACUUGGCAGGCUCCCCAUGGCGGUCUUAUUCCUCUUCCUUCUGUUCCUAUGCCAACACUCCCAGGCUGAAGCAGAGAACAUCCAGGCUAUCUAUGUGGCUUUGGGGGAGGCGAUGGAGCUGCCAUGUCCCUCACCACCCACCCUGCAUGGGGACGAAUACCUGUCCUGGUUCCGCAGCUCUGCAGCAAGCUCCUCUACCAUGCUGGUGGCCCAAGCCCAAGUGGCCAGACCAGCCCCAGACCCUGUGAAGCUUGGAAGGGAAUCCAGGCUCAAACUGCUGGGGAACUACUCUCUGUGGCUGGAGGGGACCAAGGAGGGGGAUGCCGGGCGGUACUGGUGUGCAGUGCUGGGUCAGCACUACACGUACCAGAACUGGAGGGUAUAUGACAUCUCUGUGCUCAGAGGCUCCCAGUUAUCUGCAAGGACUGCAGAUGGAUCCCCUUGCUCUGUUCUCCUGUGUUCUGUGAUCCCUUCCAGACGCCUGGACUCUGUGACUUGGCUGGAGGGGAAGGGGCCCGUGAAGGGCCGGGUACAGUCUUUCUGGGGUGAAGGGGCUGCCUUGCUCUUGGUGUGCCCCGGGGAAGGGCUUCCUGAGCCCAGGAGCCGCAGACCAAGAAUCAUCCGCUGCCUCAUGCCUCAGAACAAAGGGGUCAGCUUCACCCUAGCAGCUGCUGGGGACGCUUCUCCCACCCCUUGUGCCCGCUCCACAGGCUGGGAUAUCUCCUGGAUCCUGAUGCUGCUGCUCGCAGCAGGCCAGGGAGUCAUCAUCCUGACCCUCAGCAUUGUGCUCUGGAGGCACCGGCUUCAGAGAACUUCAUGCAGAAGUGGGUCCCUCCCUCCCAGAGGGAAGGAGAGAGUGUAUGGGUGUGGGCCCUCACAUCUCACCUCUGUAGCCUCUUCUCUGGGGGAGGGGGUAGCAAGGAACACAGAUUUGGGUUGUCUGGUGACUCAUCUUCCCCAUCUUCUCCACCCUGUAUGGCUCCUUCUCCCCAGAUGCCUCGAUUCCUCCGUUCAAACCCGAAAUCCAAGUCUACGAGAACAUCCAUUUGGCCUGUCUUGGCCCACCUGCCCCCAAGACCAGGUGAUCUUGGUGACAUCUCCUGCUGGCAAGUGUGACCUGCUAUCUCCCUGGCCAUUUGGCACUUGAAAGAUUCCACAGUGAACUUGAUGGUGGGGGGGGUGCGCUGAGUGUUGACUCCUCAGUCCGGCUGGUCUCCAGCUGCCAACUGUGGUGGGGAAGUGGCUGAAGGAAAGGAAGAGCAUUAUCCUGUGAUGUCAUCUAUGAAAAGGUGUGGUCUUCUGUCUUACAGCAGCCAGUGGAGGGUGGCCCUGAGCCUCCAGUGUGGCAGUGAUUGAGGGGAGCCUAGGGGAACUGGUUGGGGUGGACAGAGAGGAGACAAAAGAAGCCUGUGCAAGAGUGAGGAAUCAGUCAUGGGGGAACCAAAAGACAAAUGGGGGAAACUGAGAAAGAGAGAAGGGAAGAAAUUCAAGUCAGAGUAAGAGAAUGGAAAUGGACAAAGAGAUGGAGAAAAAUAGGACCAAAAGUGAGAGGACUGAAGUACAGAGAGAGUGAAAAGAAGGCUCAACUUGCCCCCAAAUUAAGCCAGACAUCCCCUCACCCCCACAAAGAAGGGAAGACAUUGAGACAGGAGACAAGAGUCUUUAAUCAGGUCCCAGGCUUCCUCAGGCGGAAAAGGAAGGAGCUGAGUCAAGGUGGGGGUGCCUGUUCUGGGAGGUGCGCCCUCCCAGGGAACCCUCAUUAUCCCAAGCACACACAUUCCUUGGUGGAGCUCCAUUGUGACAUUUGGAGCCCGUGAGCAGCUUACUGCUCUUCUGAUGCGGAUCAGAGUCCCGCCUUCCUGCUGCCCCUGGGUGGAGGGAGUGUCCCUGGGGCUGGCUGGUAGGCAGGAUUCCUCUGUGGCACUUCAGGUGGGGCCUGUUAUCGGCUGGGCCCAGGUGCUCACCAAUGUCACCUGUCACCACAAGCUGGGCAAGUCUGGGCUGGUGAAACCGGAAAAGACAUUGAUGUUUCCAACUCGGCCAGUGCCCCCCAAACCCCAGGUGUCUGGCAGAAAUGAGCUGGACUCCCAGCCACACCUUCACAAGCCAUUCCACCAGACCCCCUGUGUGUCUCUGCUGGAGCUUGAGCCUCACUGGAGAAAAGCCUUCUUGGCAGUCUCACCUCAUGCCCUGACGCUACAGCUACAGUGGCUUCAGCUAAGCUAUUGGCAAGAAGGAGGAUGCAAAUGACACAGAUGAAGAAUGAGGUGAAAGUUUUGGUUCAGGUUCCAGCACCCCAGCCCAGCCCACCAGGUAAUGUGUAAACACACACACAUACAGAGUAGGUACACACAUGCAUGCAUGCACACACACACACACACACACACACACACACACACAGUGUUACUGGAAUCAGAUAGCCCUUUUUAUUAAAUUAAGUGUACUCCCCAAGUCCUCCUUCCAGAGUUCCUGACCUACCAAACUGAUCUUUCGUAGUAAGUCUCUCCUCCUCCCCAUAUCUGUUGCCCCUUCAAUCCCCUUG
Messenger RNA from Loxodonta africana (African savanna elephant), 4354 nucleotides. It is a transcript of the gene LY6G6F, whose product is annotated as lymphocyte antigen 6 family member G6F. NCBI's taxonomy places the organism in Eukaryota, Metazoa, Chordata, Mammalia, Proboscidea, Elephantidae. The coding region runs from base 1829 to 2959 and encodes 376 amino acids. The transcript is spliced from 5 exons. The record is from RefSeq and is a predicted model, not a curated record.